Messenger RNA from Owenia fusiformis, 1882 nucleotides. The record is from the annotation of a GenBank genome assembly. NCBI's taxonomy places the organism in Eukaryota, Metazoa, Annelida, Polychaeta, Sabellida, Oweniidae.
GUACGAGUGAGUAUCAAUGAAACAUGAAAUUUUGAUAUUUAAUAAAUAAUCAGUUGGAUUUAUCUUGGACAAUGAUGGGCAAUAUGAAAGUGGAAAUGACUACAAAACUAAUCGUGCUCCUGAUUUCUGGGUUCAUGGUCACUCAGGCAGUGGAGGGCACAGAUAUUUCUGAAUAUUUUGGUGGAGGUUACUGCGAAGCGGGUGGUCCAGUUCAAAAGCUAUUAGACCAUGUAGGAUCAUAUUUGCACAUAAUGCUUGAUAUGAACUUUCAUUGUUACGGAGAAGUGGCCACGUGGGAAUACUUUGUAGAAUAUACGCGCACAUUCUUUGCAACUGUUUGGAGACCUGUGCCUGGCAACGAAUGGAAAUUGGUUGGGAAAAACGAGAUAACUCCAAGUAAAAUAGGUCCCAACCAUUAUGAAGUUCCUUUUAAUGAAAGAAUCCAGUUCCAACCUGGGGAUGCCAUAGGCAUACAUGUCCCUGAUGGAGGAGAUGGUUCCCUAAGUAUAAUCGAUGGUAAUGGUGAAUGUUGUGGUAUUCCCAAUGAAUUGAGGUCCCGCAUAGUAAACAAGAACAUGAAGGAUGGAAAUCUCCCCAUUGGUCAGACAGUUGUCGAACAAAUAAGUGGAGUAAAAAGAUUGAUUGCCCUUAAGGCUCUUGGAAGGCCAGUUAAUUACAGAAUCGGAGGAGCGCCUCAGUUACUCAACUCAGACCCUUUACUAUGGGGCGGGAUACUUACUUCAUGGCCACUACCAAAGGCUGGUGUAAUACACGUCUGGGAGUACUACGCUCAAAAGGCGGGGCCAUUCUGGAUGGCGAUAUUUGCUGAGAUCAAUGGACAAUAUGUCUAUAAAGGAAAAAACAGGAUUGUUGCACCAAAUGCAGGUCGACAUAGAUACGUUGUACCAGAAGAUGAGAGGAUAUCUCACGAGGCUGGGGCGUUCAUGGGAAUAUUUGCGGAAACGUCACAAAUAUCAAUUGCUUUGUCCCUAACUCAUACUCAAAGGAAUCCUAUAUGUUGCGGAGUGGAUGAAUCUGAAUUUUCACCUUGGCUUGGAAUAGCGGAGCGAUAUAGUCACCAUUUGGUUCCCGGUUUUGCCGUCACCAAAACGGACCCCGGGGCACCGGUAAUGUACUUUGCUGUCCAGGCCAUCAGCUACAAAGAUAGUCGUAUCACAGCUAACCCGAAUCAUGGACAUGGAGCCCUUGUUGAGAUGAAGAAGAAUGAACUUGAAGAUGGAAAUAUCGGAACAUGUAUCCGUAUAAAUACAGGUGUAACUCUGAAAUUGGACUCCUCGAGCCUAACAGCAUCCAGUGUUCACGUAGCGAUUUACACGAGAGGUUUUGAAUGCGCAGGCAAUCGUCAGGUUCAAGUUUAUUCAAGUGUGGCAGCCAAUCAGGACUUUUACGGGCAAUUUGAAGAGUGCAGCCUUGAUAGUUCAAAGGUCAUCAAUGUGCAAGAAAGGUUUGUGUACGGUUGUAAUUGGAUCUGUAAUUGUGUAGCGAAUAUUUGUACAUCAAGUUAUGUCAGUAUAUUUUCCAGAAUGUUUGAGCUGUGCGAAGUAAAAUUUGAUUAUGUAUAUCAAUAAUUCAUGUUACAAGUGCCAAACAGAAAAUUGAUUUUAUUCUAUUGAAUAGGGGAAACAUAGGAAAAACAGCCAUGUGGGGCAAAAAGGCCCAUCGAAAUAUAUUUUGAACGAUAACGAGAUGGUUCUUCAAAAGUCACAUACUAAUUGAAUUUGGAAAUUUCCGCCACCUUCUCGAGUCUCGACUGCCCCUUUUAACCUAGCAGCGUAAUUCUUUUUUUCACUCUCUUUUUUUUGCAAAUUACCCCUCCAACGAAAUUCUAUAAAAAACCGGCAACAAUAGAGAAUCGUUUUGA